Pogonomyrmex barbatus (red harvester ant) is the source of this 1279-nucleotide messenger RNA. RefSeq names its product mediator complex subunit 16 (gene MED16). Gene Ontology annotation, cellular component: mediator complex. The record is from RefSeq and is a predicted model, not a curated record. Gene Ontology annotation, biological process: positive regulation of DNA-templated transcription. NCBI's taxonomy places the organism in Eukaryota, Metazoa, Arthropoda, Insecta, Hymenoptera, Formicidae. Gene Ontology annotation, molecular function: protein binding.
GUUUAUUAUCAAAAUUAGUACAACCGAACGGAGAUACGCAGCAACAAGUGGACGAUGGUUUAAUCGUAUCAAUCUGGAAUUAAUAUACCUUAAGAGGAAUAUCAUGUAUAUUGAGUGAAAAGAGUGAAAACUUUUAUCCACGAAGAUACAAUGGCUAUUGAACAUAAAGAUUUGCUUGCCUUAAAGGAAAACAAACUAUGUGAAAACAAUUGCAUGAUCAACAAGCAAUUUAAGUUGAAGAGGUGCGAACAUUUAUCAUUUCCUCAGAUAAUUUUAAGUGUAUUCUUGGUUUAUUGGUUUAUCUUUUGUCCUCUAAUUUGGGCAGUAUCCUACACGUUUACAUAUUGGUCUUCAUACGGGUCUUUUCUCUUCUGGAUGAUUGCAUUUCUAAUUUGGAUCAUAAUCAUGUGCGGGCUAACGAUCUUUUGGAUAUAUUUCAAAGCUAGACAAAGUUUUGAAAUUAAUGCGAUUUCGAAAUAUGGCUUGAAUAACAUGAAGAAACCUCUGACCAUUCACCAAAUGUCAUCUGAAGAUCAGAAAUUUUUCGAGAUGAAAAAGUGGCAUAAUUCUCUUGAUUCAGAAUCUAAAGAAAACUUGGAAAAGGCAUCACCACUUUUGGUACACAAACAAAUAUUUGGUAAAAAUAUCGAAGAUACUUUUGGAGUGAUGCAUAUCGAAGAUGAAGAAACUCGCUUAAGCACUGCCAGUGCUUAUGUCAAGAAGAAUCCCUUGCAGGAUUAUCUGAACCUAACGACGGUGUUGCCUUCAGAGGACGAAGUAAAAUCCCCGAAGACCCCUACGGAAUUAUUGUCGCCGAGAGAAUUAUUUUUCAUUGAUUUAAUCCGCGAGGCGGAAAGAGCUGAGAACGCGAAAUUGUCGGAGAUGAAAACAUAUUUCUUUUCGGAUGAAGUAAUCAAGAAUGAUAAUGUGGAAAACGUGAGAAAUAUACAGAAUGAGAAAGAUUUCAAGAAUGCAGAGCAUAAAAAAAAUAUAAAAGAUGUGGAAGAUGCAAAGGAUGAAAAGGAUGGGAGAAUGAAUGAGUCAAAGCGCGAAUCAAGUUACUUUCUAGCUGAUGUGAAGAAUCCAGUUGGCGAAAAAAUGAAAAUUUUUUUCCAGGUCAAUUCAAAGAUAAAUGGGAAGGCCGAAUUGAUUGUGGAGAAAUCGAUGGGAAUAUUACAAUCCAAUGAAGCAAAUUUGCAAGAAACUUCUAUUUUGUCGAGUUAAUUAAAUAAUUCAAAUCGAUCGCUUAUGACAAUUAAUUAAAAAAUAUAAAAAAUAU